Gregarina niphandrodes is the source of this 2910-nucleotide messenger RNA. RefSeq lists its product as hypothetical. The coding region runs from base 1 to 2910 and encodes 969 amino acids. The transcript is spliced from 2 exons. Lineage: Eukaryota; Apicomplexa; Conoidasida; Eugregarinorida; Gregarinidae. The record is from RefSeq and is a predicted model, not a curated record.
AUGAAGCGGCCCCUGGCGCAAGACGACCCGGCUUUGACAUUGGACGCGACUCUGGGGUCGGGCGACGCCUUCUCAGAUAUACUGGCGCAGGUGCAGCAGUUGUUCAAGUCUUUCCAAACCACAGACGAGGAAACAACGCAGCAGAUGAUGGCGGUCGUGGAACAGACGAUGAACCAAGAGCUGGAGGCUUAUGUGGAGCGCGGUAGGACGGCCGUGCGCAAAAGAGUGCAAAACGGAGACGAGUUUGCCGUGCUCAAUCGCUGGAGUGAAGCCCUGCUCAAAAAACUCCCACCAGACGACCUUCGGACUACCAUCCUCUCAGCCCUUUCGCUCCGCCAAAUGCUCGUCUUCAUCGAGAGAUGCAUGGAGGAAGCGCCCGCAGACCCCAGUCUCUUCCCCGGCCUCUUCAGGUGGCUCUCCGACCUGUCGCACGUGUGUGUCACCUUCACCCAAAAGAUCGCCCAACUCAAUACCGACUCACCCACACUCUACGCACUCAUCACUGGCCUCCUAUGCGACGCCGCACUCUCUAGCAUACGCACCCUCCAUCUACCGCCUAUCCAAAACCCAGCCGUCCCACCCAAAAAGAUGAAAUUCAACGAGAAAGUUGGAGGACAACUCUUGUCCUUCAUCACCGACAUUCUCGCCAACCCCAUUGUGCUCAACAGCGUCAAGUCCAAUAUAGUCAAAACCUUUGCCAGGUUGUUGGCUGAUAAUAUUUUCGCGGAUCUGUCAUGGAGGCCUGGUGUGAAGGCGGCGGUUGGCAGAAUUGUGAGUUUCUGCUUUAAUCGGGCUUUGGAGGUUCCCUCUGGGCCACAGGAAUUGGACUACGUGUUAUUUGUGGUCAUGGCUGUAUGGAAAGAAAUUCGAAUUGAAGGAGUGGCGGAUUUAACAGCAGAGUUGUAUGGUCGUUUGAACACGUGUGUGGAAGAGUUGGAGAAUAGUCGCGAGUAUAAACCGAAUGUGUCCGCAAGUGGUCUAGGUCAAGUGUUGCACUUUAUAGCUGUAUGGUAUUCGCUCGGAACGGACACGAAAGGGAGUUUGCAUGCGGGAUACCGGACGUUGACGGUGGACAUCCAAGAGCAUUUCCAGGCGUUGGAGCGGUUGGCAUCAGUGAGUCGGCGUUCUGCGGAGUGUUUCCUGGCGGUCUGCAUCCACUUAACGGAGUUGUUGGAGACUUCCGCGGACAUCUCCCAGUUCUCGACCGUGAUUGGCCGAGUGGUCCAGAAGUUGUUUGUGGACGGCCAAGAUGCGUCGACAUUGUUUCCGCUUUUUGCAGCCCACUACGGUGCUAUUCGGUGCACCUCGGGCACGACUGACAUGUCUCUGGGGGCCGUGUCUCCGAGCGCGUUCGAACAACGGCUCCGUGCGGGUUAUUUCUGCACCAGCUCUUUCAGGGACGACUGGUCACCCAACCCAGUCGUCCAGUUGUUAGCAUCGGUCAGUGCCGCCUGUCCCUCCGUUUGGUUCACGGCGAGUGAGAGUACAAUUGGCGCGAGUCUUUUCGGCGAAGGAGGCAUUAGGUCUCUUCACCACGAAGUGAAACUCGGCUUUCGAGUCAAGCACCGAUUGCUAAGCUUAUUGCGGAAGUUAGCCGAUGUUGUUUGCGGCAAGUCUCCAGAGCAGCUGUCGGCUGAAGGCGAGCAAGAUGGCCCGGACAGGUUGCUCGGCGUAAUGAAUGAUCGCACACACAGCAAGAUGUGUCAGGACAUUCUCAAAUCGUUAAUCAUCGUGCACACGGUCGUCGGAGCCUACGGCAAGGACGAGACCGAAAACGAAUUGGUGGCCGUCAGCUGGUGGCUUUACAACGGACUGAACGCGGACCUGGCGAGCGACAACGUCGGCUACACGUUGCGAGCAAUAAGUUUAUACGACAAGCAGAUCAUUCAGCAAGUGGACGUAGAAAAAGUGGCAACGCACCUCCAGAGGUUACGGAGAAUACUCUUCACCGACAGAGCAGCCGCCUUGUACAUGCUCCUGCUUGCGCUCGGCUGUCUCACAAACGUUUUGCUAGUGGAUCGUCUAGUCAUCACCAACCCCCAUAGUGUCUUUGCUGCUGGUCUCAACGGCGAGCACCAAUUGGUCUCAAGCCUCGCUUUUGAUGGCGGCGCGGAGGCGCUUGCUCAGGCGGUCGCUACUCCACAAGCUUACCUGCCGUCGAUCGCUGUGCUCUGUCAUAUGUGGAAGAACCGAAUUUUUCAGUCUCAUGUGCGAUUCCGGGUGCCGCAAGGCACUCGGGACUUACUGCGACUCCUGGAGCGCAAGACGUCUUGGGUCAGCUCCAAGCUGUCCUCCACUCUGGACCUAAGCACUCUAUUGCCCGAGCCAAUAGUGGCUGAAGCGCCGCAGACAGAGGCGCAGCUGACCAGAAGCUCCGAGGUCAUCAUGCAGGUCGCCCCCACCUACCCCCAUGACCAACCGACUCUCCCAGUGGACACCAGGAUGAACGCAGGACCAGACAUGAUCCUGGGACCGGGCAUGACCGGUGGCAUGGACAUGGGAGUCCCUACCGUAGGAAUGAUACAUUCGCUCUUCAACGGAAAACCGGCCUACGGGUACGCGCAGAUGUAUGCACCGGUUCAGGAGGAAGAGGAGGAGCAGGAGUCGGAGGAAGACUCAGUAAAUGGUAAUUACAUCGGCGCUUAUCCUAACCCGCAGGACGGCUCAGCAGAUUUAGUCGGCCAAGCAAGCAAUGAUGACGACCUAGCGGAUGAAGACCUAGCGGAUGAAGACCUGGCAGAUGAAGACAUAGGAGAUUCUGACGAUCUGAUGAGGGAUGGAACAGAUCUGAUUGAGAGUGACCAGCUGAACGACGGAGAAGUCUCCGGAUAUUCUGACAAUCCGUACGAGGGUGACGAGGGUUCAGAGUAUUCCACGAGCUCACACGGCGGCGUGAAUUUUUUCGGGUAA